Peromyscus maniculatus bairdii (prairie deer mouse) is the source of this 1682-nucleotide messenger RNA. It is a transcript of the gene Hoxc9, whose product is annotated as homeobox C9. Lineage: Eukaryota; Metazoa; Chordata; Mammalia; Rodentia; Cricetidae. Gene Ontology annotation, molecular function: RNA polymerase II cis-regulatory region sequence-specific DNA binding; DNA-binding transcription factor activity, RNA polymerase II-specific. Gene Ontology annotation, biological process: embryonic skeletal system morphogenesis; proximal/distal pattern formation; regulation of transcription by RNA polymerase II. The record is from RefSeq and is a predicted model, not a curated record. Gene Ontology annotation, cellular component: nucleus.
UAAAAGCCACGUUCCGAACUGACAAUCGCAGAUCUUCGCUCACUCAGAGACUGCAGGAGCAUCGGAGACGACAGAGAUAGAUUACGUCAAGAAAUAGUUCCUCCACCUACCUCGUUCGGCCUCCCCGCCCCUGUGGGGCUCCCCGAGCCCAGCUCAGCCCUGGGGGUCCAAGAACCCUGGCUUCUAAAACUGGCAUUUUCACCUUUUUUUUUUUUUUUUAAUCCUCAUGGUAGGGGGAGCCAUCUGCUUUUGGCUGCACAUGGUCAAGGAGGGGGGGGGUGUUCCCUGAUGAGAUAUGAGUCGUCCGGGGUGGGGUGUCCAGCGCCUUGGGUCCAGAGUUGCAGAUCGCCAGGAGAACACAGGUCGCGGGGAUCAGCAGAGAGAAGGGGGUGGUAAAGGGGGGAAAAAGCAAGGGGGAAAAAAGCCCCUGCGCAUUGAUCCGCGCCGUAUUUUUGGGUAAAUACGAUCACGUGGGGGCUAGGGAACCAAUGAGCUGCCGGGAAAAGGCUGGAAAAAUAAUUACCUGCCUUGAUUGUUCUGUGAGCAGAUAAAAAGUACAUAUACAGUUCAUACAAUAAUCUUAUGUAUGUAAAACCCUGUUACGAUGUCGGCGACGGGGCCCAUCAGUAACUAUUACGUGGACUCGCUCAUCUCUCACGACAAUGAAGACCUCCUAGCGUCCAGGUUUCCGGCCACCGGGGCUCACCCUGCCGCCGCCAGACCCAGCGGCUUGGUGCCGGACUGUAGCGAUUUUCCGUCCUGUAGCUUCGCGCCCAAGCCGGCCGUGUUCAGCACGUCGUGGGCGCCCGUGCCCUCACAGUCGUCCGUGGUCUAUCACCCGUACGGCCCCCAGCCCCACCUCGGCGCCGACACGCGCUACAUGCGGACUUGGCUCGAGCCGCUGUCCGGCGCCGUCUCCUUCCCCAGCUUCCCGGCCGGGGGCCGUCACUACGCCCUCAAGCCCGACGCCUACCCCGGGCGCCGAGCGGACUGCGGCCCAGGCGACGGCCGCAGCUACCCGGACUACAUGUACGGCUCGCCCGGGGAGCUGCGCGACCGCGCCCCGCAGACGCUGCCCUCGCCCGAGGCGGACGCGCUGGCCGGCAGCAAGCACAAAGAGGAGAAGGCCGACCUGGACCCUAGCAACCCCGUGGCCAACUGGAUCCACGCCCGUUCCACAAGGAAGAAGCGCUGCCCCUACACCAAGUACCAGACGCUGGAACUGGAGAAGGAGUUUCUCUUCAAUAUGUAUUUAACCAGGGACCGACGAUACGAGGUGGCCCGUGUUCUCAAUCUCACUGAGCGGCAGGUCAAAAUCUGGUUUCAGAAUCGGAGGAUGAAGAUGAAAAAGAUGAAUAAAGAGAAAACCGACAAGGAGCAAUCCUAAGCCUUGCCUCAGCCUGCUGCCUCCGCACAGCCAAGGGAAACACAAAAACCCCACAAAAAUGCCCCAACCCAGGCGGGAGAAAACACGAAAAGAAAAGGAAAGAGCAAGAUAGAGAAAAGCCCACCAUCUUAAAAAGGAAAAAAGGAAGGAGAAAAUGCAAACUCUUGCGAUGUGGGAGGGUUAAGUGUUGAGAAAUUGGUGUUUAGAGUUAGUUCUAUCCAGCAAGGAGGAGGCAGGAAAAACCGCGGUCUCUUCCCCCCAGCGCAACCGAAAUAAAUGACACACACAAAUGUGA